Cuscuta campestris is the source of this 1184-nucleotide messenger RNA. NCBI's taxonomy places the organism in Eukaryota, Viridiplantae, Streptophyta, Magnoliopsida, Solanales, Convolvulaceae. The record is from the annotation of a GenBank genome assembly.
ACAGGUAUUAGAGAGAGCCCUAAUUUCCCUAUAAAUAUAGCUUAUAACCCAAACCAAUUCAAUAAAUUCACAGCCUCAUUAGUAGUAGCACGAGAGAGAUAAACCGGAAUGGCGUUGCCCAACCAACUUCUUCUUCUUCUUGCUUUUCUUCUUUCACUAUCAUUAUUCUCCACAAACCAUUCGUCGCCGGCGGCGGCGGCGAGCGUCAACGCCGGAACCACAAACGCCGACUUCAUCAAAACAUCCUGCGAAUCGACGACGUACCCGCAUCUCUGUUACGCCUCCCUGUCGAGCCACGCGAGUGAGAUCGGAGCCGACCCGGAAAUUCUCGCCCAGACGGCCCUGACGGUAGCCGUCCAGAGCGCCAACUCGACCGCCGCCGCCCUGUCCAGAAUGGCGGCGCAGAGCUUCAACUUCACGCACCGGGAGGCCGGCGCCAUGCGGGACUGCCUGGAGGAGCUCCGGGAUUCCGUCGCCCAGAUCAGGAACUCGAUGAAGGAGAUGAAGCAGCUCGGCGGCCACCUCAGCGGGCCGGAGUUCGCCAUGAAAAUGAGCGACGUCGAGACGUGGGUCAGCGCCGCCUUGACCGACCAGGACACCUGCUCCGACGGAUUCGCCGGAAAAGCGCUCGACGGCAACCUGAAGACGGCGGUGCGGCAGUUGAUACGGAAGGUGGCGCGUUUGACCAGCAACGCUUUAGCUCUCAUCAACAGCUUCGCCGCUCACCACCAGUGAGUUGUAGUAGUCUUUGAAUUCCACUACUCAUUGUUGUGACAUAAAAAAAUUAAUUGGAAACAAAGUCAAUCUUUAUUCAUAAUUAAUUGAUCAUUACAAUUUUUAUUUACAUUAGAAGUGAAAUGAAUGUAAAUAUGAUUUAUAUUAGCAUUCAUUCAACUUUUGAUGAAUUUUAAAAAUUAUGAUGAUCAGUUAAAUAUGAAGAAAAGAAGAAUACUAUACAAAAAAAGUGUGUAUUUUUACAAGGUAUUAAGAAGCUACUAGAAUGGUGACAUGGAUGUGAUAAAUGAUGCAUAUGUGUCUCGUUUUCUAGUGUGGUAACAUGGUGCAGUGUGUAAUUCCAUCCACUAAUUUGUGAACAUUUUUCAUUGUGUGAUUAUUGUAAUAGAGUAUUGGCUUUGAAACAAACUUGUAUAUAGCAUAUUUAAGAAGAAAAUUUGGGAAACACA